This is a messenger RNA of Perca flavescens (yellow perch), 1549 nucleotides long. RefSeq names its product cell death inducing DFFA like effector c (gene cidec). Gene Ontology annotation, biological process: regulation of apoptotic process; apoptotic process. The record is from RefSeq and is a predicted model, not a curated record. Lineage: Eukaryota; Metazoa; Chordata; Actinopteri; Perciformes; Percidae. The transcript is spliced from 7 exons. The coding region runs from base 538 to 1260 and encodes 240 amino acids.
UCUGAAGCAGUUCGUCGUUUGUCCACACGACGUCCUCAGUGUUUCUUUCUUAACCACAGACUACAAUAUACACAUCUUUAAUUAUGGCCAGUAACUCACAGUUUGGCAAAAGACUGCUCUUCACAUCGUCAAAUAUAUUACAUUUGGCCACUUCUUCACUGGAAAGCCUUGUGUAAAAAUGCCCGAGAGCUUGCAUUAAACAGAGAGAGAGAGCUAAAGAAUCCAAAAUGGCGCAAACUAGGGUUUAUCAAUCUAAUCCAGGUGUUGUUAAUUAGCGUUGAGGAUUUGACAGCAGGAACACUCGGGAAACGGCUGAACCAGGGCUUUCACAGGGGAGGGUCAGUGGGAGUGUUAAUGGAGCAUUACUCAAUAAAACAUGCAACAAGCUCAACAGUCAUCAGCACAAAGUUCAGUGACCAAGUUGUGCAAGAGAAGAGUGUAUGAUUUCAGACGGGUUAAGUGGAGUAAGGAGCAGCACUUCAGGAUCACAACGACCACUAUACGGAUUCUAUUCAAACACGGCUGAGUUGCUCUCAGAUGGAUUAUGCUAUGAAUACCCUCAGCCUUCUGACUCCAUCUACCCUCACCAAGUGUGUGACAGCCAGCGUCUCAGCCAGUGCUUCCAUGACCCAGCAGCUCCUGUCGGGUCGAGUUCCUCGGCCGAAGCCCUUCAGGGUCACAAAUGCCGACCGCAGUGUAAAGAAGGGCAUCAUGGCGGAAACGCUAGAAGACCUGAUGAACAAGGUCGGUGACUCGUUGAGUGUACUGUGUAUCAUGGCCCUGGUGCUGGAUGAAGAUGGCACAGGAGUGGACACAGAGGAGUUCUUUGAGACGCUGCCUGAAAACGCUGUCCUCAUGGUGCUGGAGAAGGGCCAGAGCUGGACCCCACAUCUGAACUACAGAGAUCAGCUCAUUGAGUGCAGGCAUCUGCACCGGAAAGAUGUGGCCAAGCUGACUUUUGACCUAUACAAAAACAACCCGAAAGAUUUCAUUGGCUGUCUGAAUGUGAAAGCAACCCUGUAUGGUGUUUAUUCUGUGUCCUAUGACCUGCGCUGUUAUGCUGCCAAAAGCAUGCUGAAGGAGGCUCUGCGAUGGACCAUCUUCUCCAUGCAAGCCACAGGCCACAUCCUGCUGGGUUCCUCCUGCUACAUCGAGCAGCUGCUGGAGGACGAUGAGCGAGCAGAGAAGGGCCUGGCGCUGCCACAGGAAGGCAGGAUCAGGCAGCUGCAGAGCAUGCUGCUUGGAAAGAUAUCCCACUGAUGAUGGACUAGAGCUGACGAUGGUGGAGCAAAUACAUUGUCCACUCCUAGAUUUAGGACACAAUGUAAAUAGUCACAGAUGACACUGGGAGUUUCUACAUGUUCAUGUCACAGUUUCCUGUGCAGUUUGCGAACAUUUCAGACAUUGCAACUAUCUCACAGUCACUUUGUUACACGCUGUUGCCCUAUUUUGAAGCUGAUGCCACAAGUUAUUCUUCAGAAAGCCCUUUUACUCACUAUUGUAACUUUUUCCUAUGGAGAUGAAUAAAUAAAACUUUUUUUUUUUUUUU